Penicillium griseofulvum is the source of this 1752-nucleotide messenger RNA. RefSeq lists its product as uncharacterized. The transcript is spliced from 2 exons. Gene Ontology annotation, molecular function: nucleic acid binding. The record is from RefSeq and is a predicted model, not a curated record. Lineage: Eukaryota; Fungi; Ascomycota; Eurotiomycetes; Eurotiales; Aspergillaceae. The coding region runs from base 1 to 1752 and encodes 583 amino acids.
AUGAAGCUAAAAGAAAUCUUCAACACUCUGUGGGCUUCAUGUGGUGAAUGCACCGGAGUCACACAUUAUACGAUCAGAAAUCUUAACGAACAACGCUGGGGCAAGGAUGAGGAGAAGAUCUGGGGUGCUGGAGCCAGAGAAGGUGACGGCGUACCUCCUGAGCCGCAGGCAUCUAGUGACAGCCUUACACCUGUUGAGGAUCAAGCGAUCAUUGCCUAUGUUGAACGAUGGAAGGAUCAUGGGUUUCAGUUGAAGAAACAAUCGAUGGUGUCACAAAUCGCUAGUGCUUAUCUCAAGCACCAUGGUACCUCAGACAAUGGUACCAGUUGCCAUAGUGGGAUAUUUGCUCGCAAUCGGGACUUUUACGAACAAUUCAAAAAGUCCCGAUUGCUAGAGAAAGGGAGCUCGUCAAAGGAAGAUCCUGCCUUGGAAGAUGAUAGGCUCUGCAAAUUCAUAGACCAAUUUGCGGCCAUUCGAGCAGACCAUCGACUCAAUGAUGAACAUAUUCAUGCACUCUCAGAGACAGGAUAUGCCACUACAAUUCAAAAGGACAGGCAGCCUUUGAAUAUUAGGAGCCGGAGGGCCUCUGAGAACCGUGAAUUUGCCUCUGUUAUCUACUGUUACCCAGCCCAGGGCAAGCCGCUUUCACCGUAUGUCAUCUUCAAGUCGUCCAACGUUCGGGGCCCAAAAAAAUACGAAAACCGAGUCACUAUAUCGUACAAUACCACUGGAUGGGCGGAAAAGGCGCAUGCGCUGGAUUGGCUGAACAGCGUCUUCGAAAAGGAAACCAGUCCAUCUGGAAGCCGAGACCGAGGUCAAAGGCGAGACCGAAGGCAGCAACGUUUGCUGCUGGUUGAUAGUCAAUUCCCCAUGACUGCUGAAUUUUUUGUCACCUGCUGGGAAAGAAAUGUCAUCUGUCUGUGUCUUCCAAAAAAAGGCAGUGAAUAUCUCAGUCCUUUUGAAAAUGGAAUUUUCGACGCCCUUGAUAAUCUCUAUGCAGAGCACAUGAAGAAACAGCUACGACAGAAAUGUCCGUACACGAUCUCCCCGUCCCAAUUUGCGACAUUUAUCGAUCGUGAACUCGGAUUUCCUGAUCGGGACACUGAAUCAAAAGAGGCAUGGUUCCAUACUUGCUUGCUUCCACCCAGUCGCUCACGAUUGAUCAAUCGUCGCACGGGUGACCGGAUUCGUUCUCAAACCGUCGAGCCCAACAGCCCAAAUCGUUCUAGAAGACGUCCCAUAACAGAUGAGACCAAUGACACGGAGCAAAUCACUGCCGGCAACAACACCGAAGAAGUCGAUGAUGACAUAACUAUACUAGUUCCGCAAGAACAAGUACCUUCGCCACAGUCACUACAAGGCUCACAGCCAAGAGAAAGACCCGCCCAGGAGGUCCCAGAAGAACCAGAGAUUUCUGGAGAUUCUUCAGACACCGCACACAAUUCCGAGCCGGACCAGUCCGAGCAAUCAAGCAGCGAAGACGAAACCCCCGAUGUCACUGUCCCCAUCACACCAUGCCGAACCCCAAAUCGGCCAAAAACACCCAAAUCGUCCCGAAAAUUGGACGUGCUACCAAGUUCUGUGAUGAAGCUUGAGGAAUUUCAAGAUUGCUUUGAUAGGUAUGAAAACGCGACGCCCGCUGAAAAGAAACGGCGCCGGGAGGAAGUCACGCUGGGCUAUGCAAGAUGUGUCUGGAAGCUUGAAGAAACACUUCAAUCGCAACUGCAGUCCAAAAAAUCAAGGACUCGUUGA